Messenger RNA from Osmia bicornis bicornis, 1132 nucleotides. It is a transcript of the gene CNPYb, whose product is annotated as protein canopy homolog 3. The coding region runs from base 353 to 1039 and encodes 228 amino acids. The transcript is spliced from 4 exons. Gene Ontology annotation, cellular component: endomembrane system. NCBI's taxonomy places the organism in Eukaryota, Metazoa, Arthropoda, Insecta, Hymenoptera, Megachilidae. Gene Ontology annotation, molecular function: signaling receptor binding. The record is from RefSeq and is a predicted model, not a curated record.
UAUACAUUUUUUCAUAUAUUAUUAAAGGAAAUUAAUACAAAGAUUUUUCAUCUAUCAAAUAACGCGAGAAAAUGAAUAAAUCUUUUAAUGAUGAUUUAUAUUUAUCACGUUAUCACGAUAUGUUUAACUAUAGCAUUCUCGAAGCCAUUCUGAUAUGCGAUAAACAUGAGUGGACAUAGUAACUGAUCACUUAUCCAGAAUCCUGUAUUUGUAUUAAGUUUUAAUAUAUUUGCAAAAAUGUCAAUAGAAAAAAUUUAAAUGUGAUUGGGAGGGACUAAUAUAUAGCUGACGAAUAAAUGCUUUUAUUCAUUCCGUAACCUAACAGUUCCUUUUUUAAUUUUCCGACCGAAUAAUGUACGCUUUAACACAAAUUUUGUUAACGCAUUUACUAUUUUCCUAUUUUGUAAUCGGCGGUCCCGAAGAAGAGCAAGGUGUAAAAUAUGCGAACAAGUGCGAAGUUUGCAAAGUUGUUGCCACGGAAUUAGAAGCAAGAUUAGAUGAAACUGGUAAAACGCGUGAUGUGCUCGAGAUUGGUUAUUCGGUCGACGAUGUUUUGCCCAAGAAAAAGAUGGAAUACAAAAAAUCAGAAUUACGUCUAUUAGAAAGUAUGGAGGAUCUUUGCGAACGUAUAUUGGAGUAUAACAUUCACAAGGAGCGUUCAGAUAGUACAAGAUUUUCUAAAGGAAUGAGCCAAACCUUCAAAGCUCUUCAUGGACUUGUGGACAAAGGUGUCAAGGUGGAACUAGGAAUUCCAUACGAAUUAUGGGAUAAACCAUCAGUGGAGAUAACAACUUUAAAAUCACAAUGCGAAGAUUUACUGGAAAAUCAUGAGUCUGAUAUUGAAGAGUGGUAUUACAAUUAUCAAAGAGAAAUUCCUUUAAUUAGGUACUUGUGUUCAGAGAGGGCAUUGAAGGGUGGUGAUGAUUCUUGCCUUAAAGAAAAGGGUGAAACUAACAGUGAUACAAAGGAAAAGAAAAAGAAGAAAAAGAAGAGUACAAAACCUGAGGAUACCAAAAAAGAUGUUAAAGAAGAAUUAUAAAAGUCCUAAAUGCAUUAUUACAUCUGUUAAUAAGAUGAUGAACUUGAAGUUCUAUAUUAAAUGAAAAAUACCCUUCUUCAUAAAUUUAACUAA